AUGAAGUUCACCAUCGCCUCCACCCUGGUCGCCACGACCUCCCUCCUCUCCGUCGCCAACGCGCAAUUCUCCCUCCCCAACAUCCCCGAAACCUGUCUCGAGAUCCCCCAGGUCCUCGGCAACAAGCCCCUCCAGCUCCUCUCCUACUUCCACAAGGAAGUCUGCGAGAAGAACUGCACCGCCACCAUCAACCAGCACAACCAGUACCUCCAGCAGUCCGUGUUCCCCCAGAUCAUGAAGGACCUGGACCAGAAGCUGGACAUUUCCGCCAGCGAGCAGGCCUCGUUCCAGAAGAUCCAGACCCAGGUCGAAGCGGCCAUCAAGAAGGACUGCGUCGCCGAGGGCAACAAGCAGCUGUGCAAUGACCUGGAGGGUCUGGCUGAUUAUGGUCUCUGUGUGCUCAAGGCCACCGAGCCCAUCAUCAAGCAGAACAUUGGCCAGUUGAAGAGCUCGGUUAACAUUACCGAUGCCGACUGCGCUAAGAUCAAGUCGAUUGAUUCCGAUGCGACCGUGUGGCAGAAGACUCUGCCCGCGUAUGUCGACAAGUUUGCCCAGAUCUGCGAGAGUGAGAAGAACUAG
Messenger RNA from Aspergillus sclerotioniger CBS 115572, 579 nucleotides. RefSeq lists its product as uncharacterized. Bases 1 to 579 code for a protein of 192 amino acids. The transcript has a single exon. The record is from RefSeq and is a predicted model, not a curated record. NCBI's taxonomy places the organism in Eukaryota, Fungi, Ascomycota, Eurotiomycetes, Eurotiales, Aspergillaceae.